AUGACUAGCAACGCUGAGCUAAAACGGCUGAACGAUGACUUCUUUAACGGACUCGUCGAGCCCACUCGGGUCAGUGCAAAAGUCUACUCGUCGAAGGAUAUUUUCUCACUUGAAAUGGAACGUAUCUGGGCCCGUGCCUGGAUCUAUCUGGGGCACGAGAGUCAGGUUAAGUCGGGCGGCGAUUUCAUCACAACCAGCAUCGGCCAAACACCUGUCAUCAUGGUUCGCGAUGCGGACGGACAACGUAUUCAUGUACUACUAAACCGCUGCGGCCACCGUGGCGCACGCGUCUGCCAACAAUCCUGGGGCAGCGCCCCGAGCGGCCUGUUCCGUUGUCCUUACCACGGCUGGACCUACCGUUCCGACGGCACGUUGCGUUCGCAGCCGAGCCCGGGUGGUUACACCGGUGUUGGCUUCGACCCCGAUGACCCAAACUAUCACAUGCCCGCCAUCGCUCGGGUCGAAUGCUACCGUGGCUUCGUGUUCGGUUCGCUAGAUGCCGAGGCACCGGAGCUGACGACUUUCUUGGGCGAAACGCGCGAAACCAUCGACAAUCUGGUAGACCGUGCCCCAGACGGUGACGUUGAAGUCACUGGCCAUACCUGCCAUCGCUUCCGUCACCGCAGCAAUUGGAAAUUCUUUGUAGAAAAUCUGCAUGAUGCAAUGCACCCAAUGGUCGCCCAUGCCGCGACCAGCGCCGUGGUCAACAAUUACCUAAAAGCGCAUCCGGAUGAACAAACCGGCCGCGCCGAGGCGGAGGUCAUCGCUCCCUUCGGUGGCUCCUAUGACUUCUUUGAUGAGAUGGGCUUUGUCGGAUUGCCCCAUGGUCAUGGAUACAUGGGGGGGAGCCGCAGUAUCUUCAGUCACUAUCAACAGUUUCCGGAGUACCUGGAGCGAAUGGAACAGCGACACGGCCAGGAGCGGACCGAGGAAAUCCUGUCCUACAAUAAGCACAACACACUGGUGUACCCCUCUUGCACUAUCCGCGAUGGCAUUCAGUCGGUGCGGGUAGUCAGGCCGAUAUCGCCCAACGAGACCAUUCUGGAAUCCUGGACCUUUCGGCUCAAGGGUGCGCCUCAAACCAUGCUUGACCGCACCUUGCGUUACUCGCGUCUGAUCAACUCACCAGCAUCGCUGGUAGGCCCAGACGACAUGAAUUGUUAUGACCGCAUUCAGGAAUCUGCCGAUGCCGGUGCCAUCGAGUGGAUCGAUUUGCAUCGCCACUUCGGACGGGAAACCGGAGACGCACACCGGCAAACAGCUGUCGGGACGAGCGACUUGGCCAUUCGCAACCAGUACGCCGCAUGGCUAACGUACAUGACGGGCGACGAUGGAAGAGCUUGUGGCAGAUAA
Messenger RNA from Nerophis lumbriciformis (worm pipefish), 1353 nucleotides. The record is from RefSeq and is a predicted model, not a curated record. Lineage: Eukaryota; Metazoa; Chordata; Actinopteri; Syngnathiformes; Syngnathidae.